AAAGGAUGGAUGUGACAACGCAUUUGAACCCAAGUUUCGUACGACGGCCAUCCCAGUUAGGUAGCCAGAGAUGGUAGAAUCAACGGGACCUUCCACUCGUAGUCUGACUAGCCACGACGACCGUGGGGGCGGGGCACACCUGGGCAUCAUGAGGCCAAAGAGAACGAAGACGCCCCCAUGCGGGAGCCGGAAAGGUAUGCUCCGAAGAGCUCCAGUCAUCACAUGGGUCUCGGAGCAUUUUGGCUACAUAAAAAUCCAAAUACUUUAUAACGUCGAAGCUCAGGUCCGUCGUGAUUUUCGAGCAAGCCGGCAAAACUAGCAUUCGUAAUGGAACACACACUGCCUGACGACACUGUUCUUAUUGCAGGUGGAGGACCUGUUGGACUCAUCCUGGCGACAGUCUUGUCGUUCUAUGGUGUUAAGUCACUUUUGCUGGAGAGGAACGAUACGACAACAAAAUGGCCAAAGAUGGACUUAACCAAUUGCCGGUCUAUGGAAUGGUUUCGAAAGCUCGGCUUAGCUGAGCUUAUUAGGAGCAAAGGCGUCUCCUCCGAAAUACCUUAUACUGUCUUGGUAUCCAGUGGUUUGGAUAAAACAGAGGCUCUUACGAGCUGGAAACUCCCUGGAGUGGACCAAUGGCGGAAGAUUAUUGAAGAGAAAAACGAUGGCACUCAGCCACUAGAGCCGUAUCAAAGACUUUCGCAGGCACUAUUCGAGAAAAUCAUGAAAGAGCGCUGCGACAAUGACCCCGCUGUAGAUGUGCGAUUCGGAUGGAAGGUUGAAGGGGUCGAGGAAUUAGAAGACGGCGUCAAGACUACGGUCACAGAGGUUUCCACAGAAAAGCGGCAUAUCUUCAAGUCGAGAUACGUUGGUGCCUGCGAUGGAGCAUCUAGCAAGGUUCGGCGUAGCUUGAAAAUGCCACUAGAUGGCGGACCAAUCCCUGGCUAUGUGCUCCUGGUGCAUUUCAAAUCCAAGGAUCUCGCGCGUAUUCGUAAACAGGGCCAAUUCUGGCAUUUAUUCGUCCUCCAAGCCGAGGCCGGUGGAUUUGGCGGAGCUUGCAUUGCCCAGGAUGAGGUUGAUACGUGGACAGUGCAUUUGAAUUUCCCUCUGGAUGUUAGCUCUGACGGUGUCGGAUCAGAAGAAGCCGUAUACAAGGUCUUCGGUGGUCUCGGUGGGCUGUAUGAGAUCAAAAUCGACGAGAUCCUUGUACGGUCGACAUACCGCCCACAUAUUGCUGUCGCGCGAAAGUACGCCAGCCCGCUUAGGCGAGUUUUCCUGGCGGGAGAUGCGGCACAUCAAAACAUACCGACUGGCGGCUAUGGCAUGAACAUGGGAAUAGCGGACGCGGUCGAUCUAGGAUGGAAGCUAGCCAUGGUGAUGAACGGUACCGGGAAAUCGGGACUAUUGCAGGCGUACGAGGAGGACCGACGACCAGUCGCGCUGAUGAGCGUUGAGCGGUCAGGUGUACACCUCGGUGUGCAUAUCAAAGUGGGCGAAAUUCUCGGCGCCGACCCGCAUAUCAUCGACUCCAACACCGAAGAAGGACGACAGAAACGGACGGCGUUAGAUGAGCACUACCAGGCGCAUGAUAACGAGAACAAGGACUUUGGAGUUGAGAUGGGAUAUCGAUACCAAUCGGGCAUCUGCAUUCCCGACGAGUCGACACCGGCGCCAGAAUUCGACCCCACGGCGUACCACCCCAGUACCUGGCCGGGCGUGCGUGCUCCCCAUGUCUUCCUGAAGGACGGGUUCCCUAUCUUCGACCUCUAUGGCAAGUACUUUACUUUGGUGGAGUUUGCCGACGGCAGCGAGCGGGGAUCAGGCCAUGUCUUGCAAGCGGCCGAGGCGGCGUCGACUCCAGUGAAGCAUGUCAAGCUGGACGGGGAAGAUCAUGCAUACGGUGUCUGGGGCGCUCGGCUGGUGCUCCUACGUCCAGACGGGCAUGUGUCAUGGAGAGGCGACGCUGUUGCAGACCUGGAUGCUGCAAAGACGAUCGUGGGCGUCGUUACAGGGGCAGUGCAAGGCGUCGACAAGCUGUCGAAUGAGGACCGCCAGCCCGAGGCCUUCACGUCGACAGUGGGGAUGAAGACGCAGGACAGCGAGUUCGAAUUCGAGAAAAUUGGCGACAUGCAGAAGUAGAAU
This is a messenger RNA of Mytilinidion resinicola, 2142 nucleotides long. Its product is annotated as FAD-binding domain-containing protein. NCBI's taxonomy places the organism in Eukaryota, Fungi, Ascomycota, Dothideomycetes, Mytilinidiales, Mytilinidiaceae. The transcript has 4 exons. The record is from RefSeq and is a predicted model, not a curated record. Gene Ontology annotation, molecular function: FAD binding. Bases 328 to 2139 code for a protein of 603 amino acids.